GUAUAUGGAAUCUGGGUCAGCUGUAGCUGGUUAGUGCAUUUCUGCAUGUGACAGCAAGACACAGCAGCUUCAAACACACUACUAUCCCUUUUUCUGGAAUAGAAUACACUGGAACUUCAGUUAUGUUUCUUAGAGAGAUUUAGUUAGCUUGAUUUUUUUAUUCUAUUAAAUCUGCAGGAAGACGAUCAAUUCCUUAAUACAGUUUGGAUCUAACAGGGCAAGAAAAAAACGUUUUCACUAGAACUACAAAUUAACAAACACACACACUGGUAACACAAAGAAGAAAAAACAAGUUGACUUCUGGAUUUUUAAUCUACUGUAGAAGCCAAAAGCAGCAGCAAAAUUUGUUUUUGGAAUCACCUGCAGAUUAAGAGACCCCAGAGAAAAAGCUAAGGGAAAUUCUUCUGAAAGCCAUCACAUUCAUCUCAAAAUGAAGAUCUCUACAUGGACUUUGGGUGUGCUAUUAUUCCUACUACUGUCUACAGGACACUGCACAGAAAAGUCUAAACUCAAUAAAAUAUCCACGAAGAGGCACCCUCGUUCAACAGAUGGUGGAGAGGAAGGAAAAAAAUGUGGUUAUACUUUCUUGGUUCCUGAACAAAAAAUAACAGGGCCAAUUUGUGUAAACACCAAAGGACUAGGAGCAGAUAACAGAAAAGAUGAAAUCACAAGGAUGGACAUAGAGAACCUGAAGGAAGUAUUGUCCAAGCAGAAACGCGAGAUUGAUAUCUUGCAGCUAGUGGUGGAUGUGGAUGGAAAUAUUGUGAAUGAGGUAAAACUGCUGAGAAAAGAAAGUCGCAACAUGAACUCCCGAGUCACUCAGCUCUACAUGCAGCUCUUGCAUGAGAUAAUCCGAAAGCGUGAUAAUUCACUUGAGCUUUCCCAACUGGAAAAUAAAAUCCUCAAUGUUACAACAGAAAUGUUGAAAAUGGCAACACGAUACAGGGAGCUUGAAAUAAAAUAUGCAGCACUAACAGAUCUUGUAAAUAAUCAGUCUGUGAUUAUCUCUUUAUUGGAAGAGCAGUGCUUGCAGAUACUGUCACGACAGGACACCGAUGGAUCUCCUCCUCUUGUUCAGGUGGUGCCACAGCACAUUCCUAACAGCCAGCACUAUACUCCCAGCCUUUUGGGAGGUAAUGAGAUACAGAGGGACCCAAGUUAUCCUAGAGACAGAGACAUAAGGCCACCACCUGAUCCAGCUACUUUUCCUACAAAAAGUCCUUUCAGGAUACCACCACUAACUUUAAUCAAUGAAGGUCCUUUCAAAGACUGUCAACAAGCCAAAGAAGCUGGGCAUUCCAACAGUGGGAUUUAUAUGAUCAAACCUGAAAACAGCAAUGAACCAGUACAGUUAUGGUGUGAGAACAGCCUGGACCCUGGAGGCUGGGCAGUUAUUCAGAAAAGGACAGAUGGAUCUGUCAAUUUCUUUAGGAAUUGGGACAGUUAUAAGAAAGGAUUUGGAAAUGUUGAUGGAGAGUACUGGCUGGGACUAGAAAAUAUUUACAUGCUUACCAAUCAGGACAAUUAUAGGCUAUUGAUUGAACUAGAAGACUGGAGUAAUAAGAAAGUCUAUGCAGAAUAUAGCAGUUUUCGCCUGGAGCCUGAAAGUGAAUUCUAUAGGCUGCGUCUGGGAACUUACCAGGGAAAUGCAGGGGAUUCCAUGAUAUGGCACAAUGGAAAACAAUUUACAACACUGGACAGAGAUAGAGAUACAUACACAGGAAAUUGUGCCCAUUUUCACAAAGGAGGCUGGUGGUACAAUGCUUGCGCACAUUCUAACCUUAAUGGAGUGUGGUACAGAGGAGGCCAUUACAGAAGCAAAUAUCAGGAUGGGAUUUUUUGGGCUGAGUACAGAGGAGGUUCAUAUUCCCUGAAAGCAGUUCAGAUGAUGAUCAGACCCAUUGACUGAAAAACAAAACAAAACAAAA
Messenger RNA from Dermochelys coriacea (leatherback sea turtle), 1928 nucleotides. It is a transcript of the gene ANGPTL1, whose product is annotated as angiopoietin like 1. Lineage: Eukaryota; Metazoa; Chordata; Testudines; Dermochelyidae. Bases 431 to 1909 code for a protein of 492 amino acids. Gene Ontology annotation, biological process: cell surface receptor protein tyrosine kinase signaling pathway. The transcript is spliced from 6 exons. The record is from RefSeq and is a predicted model, not a curated record.